Messenger RNA from Photinus pyralis (common eastern firefly), 1316 nucleotides. RefSeq names its product ras-related protein Rab-11A-like. The transcript has 5 exons. Bases 289 to 936 code for a protein of 215 amino acids. Lineage: Eukaryota; Metazoa; Arthropoda; Insecta; Coleoptera; Lampyridae. The record is from RefSeq and is a predicted model, not a curated record. Gene Ontology annotation, cellular component: recycling endosome. Gene Ontology annotation, molecular function: GTPase activity; GTP binding. Gene Ontology annotation, biological process: exocytosis.
UAUUGUGACAGUCAACAAGAAGGGGCGUGUACAAAAGGAGGAAACCAAACAAUACGAGGCUCCAUUUUGUUCUCUGUUUAUUAGUAUUUAUAAAUUAUACCAAAAUUAUUUCCACAAUCGCGAAUAGGAAGAUUGUACCAUUAUUAGAAAUGCGUCUGUGAUAAAAUUAUUUACGUGGCAUUGUGAAUAUUGAUCAGUGAUAAAUGCAAUAGUUGCUGUUUUGUGUUAUUUUAGUUGAACGUUAUACCUACGUAUUAGGGAGGAUUGCAUAUCUGAAAAAAAAAUAAAAUGAAUACAAGGGAUGACGAAUAUGAUUAUUUAUUUAAGGUUGUUUUAAUCGGGGAUUCUGGUGUUGGUAAAAGUAAUUUAUUGGCCAGAUUUACUAGAAAUGAAUUUAAUUUGGAAUCGAAGUCAACGAUAGGUGUAGAAUUUGCCACACGUAGCAUACAGGUGGAUGGUAAAACAAUUAAAGCGCAAAUAUGGGAUACUGCUGGUCAGGAACGAUAUCGUGCUAUAACAGCAGCGUAUUAUAGAGGUGCUGUGGGAGCAUUGUUAGUGUACGAUAUAGCUAAACACUUAACUUACGAAAAUGUAGAGCGUUGGUUACGUGAAUUGCGUGACCAUGCAGACCAAAACAUAGUUAUAAUGUUGGUUGGUAACAAAUCAGAUCUUAGGCAUUUGCGCGCUGUUCUUACAGACGAAGCGAAAGGAUUUGCAGAGAGAAACGGUUUGUCAUUUAUUGAAACUUCGGCGCUCGAUUCGACUAAUGUUGACACUGCUUUUCAAAAUAUACUCACAGAAAUCUAUCGAAUUGUGUCACAAAAACAAAUUAGAGAUCCUCCGGAAGGUGAUACCAUUCGACCGCAGAACGUUGAGCCAAUUGAUGUGAAACCUACCAUGAACACAGAUAGUGUACGUAAGCAGUGCUGUCAGUAACAUCUUGAGAAAACCAAUUUAAGAUAGUUUUGCAAAUCAUCAACAGCAUUAAAUAGUGAUUAUGCCUACAACACAAAUUACUGUAUAUUGUUUAGUUCAUUUAAUCAUGGAUGUUCUAUACAUAAGCUAGUGACUUAGCAGUGAAUUCAGCUGUUUUACUGCACAUUUAUAUGCUGAUGUAGAUUCUUAUGUUUUAUUUUUUUUAUAACAGAUAUUUGUCACUGGGUAUUUUAUGUUACUAGGCCAUUUAUUCAUUGUGUUGUUUUUCGUAUUAAAAAUUUAUAAACUUGUGAUUGAAAUGUAUCAUUAGAUAAAUUAUAUGCUUAUUUUCCAUUAAUAUUAUUGAACUUUUCCGUUUCUUUUUUAAACUGUACAUUUUA